CAAACUGCAGCUUUUUGCCGGUUUUGUGUCAUUAUUUGUGUAUUUCCGGCCGGGAGGAGGAGACUGUCCGCGGCGCAGCCCUCCCUGCCUCUUACGUUUGGGGAAGUUGAGCAAUAUGGGAAAAAACACACUGAACACAAUAUCCGCUUUCUGUUUCCAUACCUCUAAACUCUUCCCUGUGGCGCUUUAAAUGAGCUACACGGCUAAACAUGACAAGCAGGUGAAAGAAGAACUUUAAAAGCAUGAACAGUUCCAUAACUUCCUCGACUUACAUCCGUCACCUCGGGUACGGCGCGCGCCGCAAGCUGUCAGACUUCCUGGACCCUCAGGACAGGUGGAAGGAUGUGCUGGGCUCCAUCCGGAGGCCGAGCGGGGACUUCAUGUACAGCCGGCUCCACGAGAAGAGGUUCGAGCGCCUCGUGGCGCAGGGGAAGAGUCCCACCCAGGAGCUGCUGGACGACUGGGGGACCAGCAACAGCACGGUGGGCGAGCUGGUGGACAUCCUGAAGAGCCACCAGUUACUGGCGGCUGCAAGCGUCUUACUGCCAGAAGAUGUCACAUCAGCAGAGAGUCAGCAUAUCUCUGUGGCGCCACCAGCCAGCGCACUCCCCACCAGGCUGCUGGGGGAAAGAGAGGAACAGCCGCCGCCGGCGGUCACCUGCGUCCUGCAGCCGCAGGCGCCAGUGGAGGAUACCGAACUAGGUCUCUCCAGGUUCCCCUACAGCGAGCUGAUGGAGAUCACCGGAAACUUCGACGACCGCUCUGCGUCCUGCGGCGGCAGCCGGCUGGGAGAGGGCGGCUUCGGCACCGUCUACAAAGGCCUGCUCAACAACAGACCCGUGGCGGUGAAGAAACUCAACCCGAUGGAGAACAUGCCGCUGGACGAGCUGCAGGAUCAGUUCAAUCAAGAGAUUCAGACUCUUCAAGUCCUGAAGCACGAGAACUUGGUGAACAUGGUUGGGUUUUCCUACGACGAGCAGCACCUGUGUUUGGUGUACGCCUUCAUGGCCAACGGCUCGCUGCUGGACCGGCUGGCCUGUUCGGACGGGAGUCCUCCGCUGUCCUGGAGGCGGAGAUGCUCCAUCGCUGAAGGGACGGCAAGAGGUCUGGAGUAUCUGCACCAGAACCAUCACAUUCACAGAGACGUGAAAAGCGCAAACAUCCUGCUGGAUGAAAAUUUUGUGGCAAAAAUCUCCGACUUUGGUUUGACGAGGGCGUCGGCCAAGCGGACGUCCACGACCAUGAUGACGGAGAGGAUUGUGGGUACCCGCGCCUACAUGGCGCCCGAGGCGCUGAGGGGAGAGAUCACGCCGAAAUCUGACGUCUACAGUUUUGGAGUGGUGUUGCUGGAAAUAUUGUCUGGACUGGCGCCAGCCGAUGAAAACCGCGAGCCGCAGUUCUUGAUGGAGAUGAGGCACGACAUCGACGACGAAGACGAGGAGCUGACCCUGCAGGACUUUGUGGAUAAAAAGAUGAGCGACUGGGAGCUGAGCCAGGUGGAGAGCGUCUACUGCCUGGCCUCCAACUGCCUGCACGACAGGAAGAACAGGCGGCCGACCAUCAAACAGGUCCUGUCAGAGAUUCAUGGAGUUGUGAAAACCAUUUCACUGGAGUGAAGCGCUUCCUCCUGCUGAAGACUCAGAGGAGCACAGACUGGCAUUUCCUCCUCACUCAGUGUUUUUAUAAACCAGUGUUCUGCUGUGACUGUUUUCUAUCUUUUUUUUUUUUUGUCAUCAAGUGUAUUUUUAAAAACAAAUCUUCCUUCGAUCAACUGCAACUGUUACAAAAAUACCUGCUGUUGUUUCUACAUGUACAAUCUGAAUGUCAUUCCUGUAAAUUAAUAAAAUAAGUCAUAAACAAGCUGAUUUAAAUAUUUUAUUUUUCUUCUUUAAAAGAAAGAUUUGUAAGAAAACA
Molecule: messenger RNA, 1914 nt
Organism: Salarias fasciatus (jewelled blenny)
Lineage: Eukaryota; Metazoa; Chordata; Actinopteri; Blenniiformes; Blenniidae
Gene: irak4
Product: interleukin-1 receptor-associated kinase 4
Exons: 11
Coding region: 243-1616 (457 amino acids)
Biological process (GO): protein phosphorylation; signal transduction
Molecular function (GO): magnesium ion binding; ATP binding; protein serine/threonine kinase activity
Source: RefSeq, a predicted model, not a curated record